This is a messenger RNA of Pteronotus mesoamericanus, 1157 nucleotides long. Its product is annotated as carcinoembryonic antigen-related cell adhesion molecule 3-like. Gene Ontology annotation, biological process: regulation of immune system process; signal transduction. The record is from RefSeq and is a predicted model, not a curated record. Bases 127 to 1140 code for a protein of 337 amino acids. Gene Ontology annotation, cellular component: cell surface; plasma membrane. Gene Ontology annotation, molecular function: protein tyrosine kinase binding. The transcript is spliced from 8 exons. Lineage: Eukaryota; Metazoa; Chordata; Mammalia; Chiroptera; Mormoopidae.
GCGGGCGCCACACCUGGAAACAGACUGCAGAUCGCACACUCGGGACAGCGGUGCCCGUGAGCAUUUCUGGAAGCCAAGCCCCUGUCACAGAGGGAAGGACAGAGCAGGAGGCAGGCGGCAGGUGCCAUGGGGUCCCCCUCAGUCCCCGCCCGCAGAGGGCGCGCUCCCUGGCAGGGACUCCUGCUGGCCGGCUCACUCUUCACCUUCUGGAGCCCGCCCACCACUGCCCAAUUCACUAUUGAGUCAGUGCCGCCCGAUGCUGCUGAAGGGAAGGAUGUCCUUCUCCUUGUCCACAAUCUGCCUGAGGAUCUUGGAAAAUGUAAAUGGUUCAGAGCAGAAAAUGUGGACACCAGCAAGCAAAUUGCAUCAUAUAGAAUAGACAAUCAAGAAACUACCCGGGGGCCUGCAUACAGCGGUCGAGAGACGAUAUACCCCAAUGGCACCCUGCUGUUACAGAACGUCACCCUGAAGGACACAGGAUACUAUACCCUACAAAUCAUCACAAAACAUUUAUCAACUCUCAGAGCAACUGGACAGCUCCGUGUGUACCAGCCCGUGGGGAAGCCCUCCAUCCGAGCCAGCAACACCACCGUCACAGAGCAUAAGGACACCGUGGUCCUGUCCUGUCUCACAAAUGACACUGGGAUCUCCACCCGGUGGUUCUCCAAUGACUGGAGUCUUCUACUCACAGAGAGGAUGAAGCUGUCCCAGGAGAACAGCACCCUCACCAUAGAGCCCGUCAGGAGGGAGGACGCUGGGGGUUAUCAGUGUGAGGUCUCCAACCCCAUCAGCUCCAGCAAAAGUGAGCCCCUCAGGCUGCGUGUGCAUUAUGAAAACUACUCGGGCUACCCCGUGGGGACCAUCGCUGGCAUCGUCAUUGGGGUCCUCGUCGUGGCGGCGCUGGGGACCUCCCUGGGGUGCUUCCUGUGCCUCCGGAGGACUAGGAGGGCCAGUGACCCACGAGGCCGCAGAGAGCACCGACCCCCAGCAUCCACCCCUGGCCAGGGUCCUUCUGGAGCCUCCGCCUCCCCGGGUCCCCUCGACUCCCCCAGGACAGCCUGCCCCAUCUAUGAGGACUUGCUGAGCCCGAGCACAGACGUGUACUGCCAGAUCCACCCGAGAGCAAACGGGGCCCCUUAGUUCCCUGGGGACCUGCU